Messenger RNA from Sciurus carolinensis (gray squirrel), 5681 nucleotides. It is a transcript of the gene Cped1, whose product is annotated as cadherin like and PC-esterase domain containing 1. Bases 905 to 3934 code for a protein of 1009 amino acids. NCBI's taxonomy places the organism in Eukaryota, Metazoa, Chordata, Mammalia, Rodentia, Sciuridae. The record is from RefSeq and is a predicted model, not a curated record. The transcript is spliced from 21 exons.
AGGCCGAGCGUGCAGCAGGCGCGCGCGUGUGGGUCUGCGUGUCUGCGUGUCUGCGCGUGUGUGUCGGGGUGUGUGAGAUGAAUUGGAGUCAUACGACCGGGCGUUUCCUUCCGAGUGGUUUUGAUCAGCAAUCCAUUAGGGGAAUCAUGGAAACUUUUUUUCUGGCUAAAAGGAUGAAAACUGAGUAAGUACACAGAACUUUGAACUUGAAACGGAAUGAAACCAAUACAAGCAAAACCCUGACACUAACCAUGCCCAUUCAAACCGCUUGUUCCCUUUUAAUGUUAAAAGCCGUGGAUGCUUACAGCAAAGUGGCAAUUUAAAACUGAAUGAAGGGAAGCAGUUAAGAAACAUAAAAGGCUGAAAGCAGUACUGCUUUAAAACCGGAGGGAAAAUGAGGAACUGCUAGGGCAACUUGGCCUGCAUCCAGCUGUGCAACAGGCACUUUGGGUUUUAACCUAUUACGUUCUUCGGUGCUGUUUUCAGACUCCAGAUUUACUUUGGUGUUAUUUUCUCUUUUCCUGUAAAGCUGAGACAGAGCUGGACUCCUUUUCUGUGAGUUUAAGGAUGUCGUGGAAAUAAGGCAUUCCCGGAAGCCAACAGUUUGGCAGCCUAGGAUGCACUCAGAUUAUUAGUUACAACUAUUAAUAUUUGGAUUUUUUUUUUAACCGAGGUCAGUCACUUUUCACUGUCCCUCAUGGAAGGACUUUUCUUAACCACCUCAGACUUUUGGGACCUAUGAUCUUUUGGCAUGACACUUUGGAAAGUUCUUAAGCCGAGAUGGAGCAAACUUGAUUGGAGUUGUGGAAAAAGAAGACAGAUUUGUAUUUUUCAUGCUGACAAAAAAUAGCUGCUAUGACUUUUCUGGCAACGUGGACAGGGGCCAAGUGAAGCUGAACUGGUCAUGGUCUGUCGUCCAGUGUUUCUUUGUCGUCGGCGAUUUUGCCCCCGGCCCUUUUUUGUGGUCUUGGUGGUGGCAAUCUGUCUCUUCUACCAGACUCUGACACUCCGAGGGACUAGGAAGCUCACAACCGCUGUCCCGGGGGUUACCCCCCACACACCCACGGAGACUCAGGCAAGCAGAUGCAGGGAAGGAUUCACCCAGGACAAACAACAGUGCUUCCUUCUCUCCGGUAAUGCACAGGAAAUCAGAAAGAUUGAAGAAUCAAUGGAGACACACUUUGGCAGUCAUGGUAGAAGGGCCGUACUCUAUAGGCCUCCUUCCUACAGCAAAAUGGAGCUUCAGCUAUACCAGCACAUACUCACACAGCAUGGCUACAUGGUUGUCAUCACUGAAGAAAGGUUCGGUGCCGGCCUUGGACUGGGACUGCUAGAACAAGGUGAUUUGAGCUCCUGGGAUCUGCUCAUUUGUCUGCCUUCAAGAAGAGCUGAUGGAAAACCCUGUGUAUCCAAGGAAGUUAUGUGCCAGUUAGGUUCACAUCAAAAGAUAAAUAUAUUACCAGAAAUACAGCAACAGCUUUGCAGAAAGGAAGGAUUAUGUCAAAUAAUUAGAAGAUUUCCAGAAUUGCAACUUCCAGUGAGUCCCUCUGUGUGUCUGGAUCAGGGGAUACAACAGCCAAGUACUUCAAGUCAUCUUUUAAAAACAGCGAAGUCACAUAUGUGGAAGCCAUGGGACAGGAAUCAAACAACAGUCCUUGCUCCCCAUGAAACAAUCUUUAGAGCUGAGGAUCUAUCUGUGAUUCUUAAAGCAUAUGUACUGGUGACAUCUCUAACCCCUUUGCGUGCAUUCAUUCAUUCAACGGGCACGGUGUGGAGUCCACCAAAGAAAAAACGUUUCACUGUCAAGCUGCAAACUUUUUUGGAGACAUUCCUGAAGGCUAGUUCACCACUUCAGGCAUUUGAUAACAUGAAGGAAGCCAUCAGCAAACUCCUUCUGGCUGCCGAAGUCUUCAGCGAAACAUCUACUCUGGGACCAAAGACCUUCCAUAGAUGUAGAUUAUGCUUUCAACUUUUAACUUUUGAUAUUGGUUAUGACAGCCUCAGAUACCCUGUAGUGCUUCAGGUGCACGAGCAUUUAAAUUUUCAAGAUGAUGAUGACAUGGAUUUUGAGGACCAAAAUACAGAAGAAUUCCUGUUAAAAGACACCUUCAAUUUUCUUUUCUCCAAUGAAUCUUCACUUUCCUUAUUUUCAGAGAUAUUUCAGAGACUUUAUAGACCGGGCGUAUUUAAGGGUGAAAAUGAAAACUAUCAAAAGGACCUAAAUCAAUGUCUGUCUUUAGAAGAAAUUAACUCAAUUAUGACUUUCAUAAAGGAGCUUGAGAAUCUGGGACAAUUCCAACUGCUCUUUCCAUCUACCACUCCUGGGAUUCGAUCUUUGAUGCGUGAAUUUUAUGAUGCAACAAAUCCUUUGGGAAAACCUGGCUCAGUCCUGACCCAGUACUGGUCUCUUUUAAAUGUAUUUGAACAAUUUUGGCUCCUGAAUAAAAAAGCCCAACUACAUCCACUGGAAUGGAAUUCAUUCAUAGAAGAUGAGAACAUUGAAAAACCACAAGUGUCAUUUGAUGCAAAUGAAAACAAAAAAGAUAAAGACACACUAUGUCACAUCAAGGAGAUCUUCACACGUCCACACUUGGAACUAAAUCCUGAAUUUAAUCCAAAGAUCAAAGAUUAUUACUCUGAAGUCCCAUUUGAUGUGGUAACCGUGACAAUCGGGGCGGAGACAUCUAAGUGUCAGUGCAAGGUGCACCUGUAUGAGCGGGCAGGGCCGAGCUUUGCCAACUACCCUCUGGGCUUAGGAAUGAAUAAAAUCUCCAUGCUUGUGGUGGAUGAGUCUCCAGCAGAGGGUGAGAUUCUGGUCACAUACAAACUCACUAUCUAUAGAGAAGACCGCCCAAGCCUGCCGUUCUUUGAGGACUUCACAGCAUGUGGUUUUGUGCAAGAUUGUGGCUUGUUAAUUCACCCGGAGGAGACCUGUGGGUUACAGCCUGUUUCUCCUGAGUACAUUGAAGGCAUUUCACACCCUGAACUGAAGAGAUGUCCAUCUGGGGACAUAAAAGGCCAGUGGAUCGUGCCUUGCCUUAGUUGUUCAGACAACAGGACCUGCGACUGGAGAGAAAUAACUUGGCAGCCCCACAACUGCCAACAUGGUGUCCUAACUAAGCCUCAGCUCCAGCAGUGCCUGGGAGGAAGGAAGAUUCUCUUCAUUGGUGAUUCAACCAACAGAGGGAUCAUGUACUAUCUGAUUGAAAGACUGAAUGAAACUCUCCAGGAAUGGCAGAAGGUGCAUGGCACUAAAUUGUAUCCCAACGUCAAUGGUGGGAAGACGUUGAUUAGUUACUCCUACUAUCCCCAGUUUUGGAUAAGCCCUUCACUGAGACCAACAUUUGAGAAAGCACUUGAACAUCUCUUGCAAAGAUCACGUCCCCUAGAGAAUACUGGCCAGACUGUAUUGGUUGUUGGUGGUGUUCAGUGGCUUAAUUCCAACCACCUGCAAAUUAUUCACAAGGUUUUGAAGAGGGAAAAUUUACUCAAUAUCCUAGUGAUCAUCAAAACUUUGGGAAUUGGAUUCCAUCUACCAGUGGAUGGAGUGCAUUUCUUAACACAGAGUGAAGUACAAAACUUAUGGAAAGAAAAUUUGAUUAUUCUGGAUGCUGCAAAAAAUUAUGGUUAUGAAGUGGUUGACACAUUCACUAUAACCAUGGGACGAUACAAAGAGUUUCUGCAAGGCAGUUGCGGGUGUCAUUUCCAUGAGGUAGUGAAAGCAAAGUUAUCCAAAGAAUUCCACUUUAUUAAGAUGAAAAGAUCAAAGAAUCAUAUUGUGGGAAAAUAUUUCAGCAAUCAAAGCAAACUACAACAAGACUCAGUAACAAAUCCUCAAUCACCAUAUCACGUCAGAGGUCCAAUUAAUCAGGUUUGUUCUGAAAUCCUUCUCAGCAGGAUGUGUGCAAGUAAAAGGACUGUACGGGCUCCCUGAAGAACAAGGAGUUAGGAGGUAGAGAUAAGCUUCUCACCUGAAGGAUGGUCAGAGAACCAAACAACGUGCCUCACUUGUAUCUUGGAUCAACCACACAUUAAUGCACACCAGCGCACACCUGCACACCCAUGCACACUGCUAAAAUAAGAGUAAUAACACAUUUUUCCUGUAGUUUUACAAAGUCAAGAUGUGAAAAUGAACAAUUAGUUGGUUUCAGAGUGAAUGAUAAAGCUAGAAAAUGAUUACUUGAAAUAUAAUCAUAAUCUAGGACCACUGUGGGCCAGGUCUUGCGUGUUGUGAUAAUAAACAGGAAUAUAGACACUUGAAUUGAUGGGAAAGAGGAUCAGGCUCUUCAGUAUUGUGUUAAAGUCUCUGGAGGUACAUUAAUAUUAAAAUGCAAGAAGCAAUUACAUUCCACGUGCAAGUAGGGAUUUUAAUUACGUUCUUUACCAGGAGAAAAUGUGGCAUUUAUGAUGACUUAGAGUUUGUGAAUCUAAUGCUUAUGGAAAACAUUUCUUCUUAUACUUUUAACAUUUUAUAACUAAAGGGAAAGAACAGAAAUGUUGCCCUACAAGGAACUUGAAGAGAUUCUAUGAGAGAAACAGGAAGUGAAACAUUUCACAGUUAAAACACCAAUAUAUUUAAUUCUGCACUCCUGUGUUUUUCAUAAACAUUCCCUCCUGUCUUGUCUGUCAACUUCGAUGGGUAACUGCAUUCUAAAUUGAUGAUUUAGAUAAUUUUAAAGCAAGGAACAAAAUAUAGUUCCUCAUGUAUUAGUUUAUUAUGUUUCAUUCAUGAUAUUUUGCAAGGAAGCUUUUGUUUGCUGCUAUAGACAGACUAUGUAAUUGAAGUUUACAAUUACAUUUUAGAUAAAUAUUUUGCAAAGGAUUAUGUAUUCUAAGUGUGUUAGUAUAAAGCACUUGCACGUGUCCAAAUAGUACUGUUACUAGUAUCUAUAUUUUUGUUUUUCUUGAGCAAAUGUAUCAAAUCCAAAUUUAGAAUAGGCCACAAAUUAUUUUUUAAUUAGAAUGGUAGCAUACAUAUAAAACAUACCUAUUACUAGUAUCCAAAAUUUUCUUUUCUAUACUUUUAGGUUCAAAAUGGUUAAUUUCCUAAUUAUGCAAAUGUUCUGUUGUGAGAUUACAUCUCACUGUUAUGGUGGCCUUUAAAGGAUUAUUUUUCUUUUGAGGGAAAAGAAGCUGAGAAGGUUAAUUCAAUAUAUGACUGAACUUAAUUUAUAAAUACCUCAAUUUCAUUAAAAUACAAAAAUGGAGCUAUUUUGAUUGAGCAACUCUUUAGUAUGAAUAUUCGCCUCCUUCAAAUACUCUAUUUUUAUAUAUAUUUUUAUAUGAACAUACACAUGAGUUUAUAUUUAAGUGCCUUAAAGUAUAUUUAAAUGCAGAUAUCACUUGACAUAAACAAUAACAUACAUGAUAGACUUUUUAAAAAUGGUACAGAAUUAACUUAAAAAGAAAUGAUUUUUCUGGUAUCUUCAUCUACAUGCAAUCAUCAGUUUUAGGUUCUCUGAGAUUUUUAAAAAAUGUUAUAAAAUGUUAUCAAUAUCUGCAUCUGCUCCAUCAUGUCUUAAUGUGUCAUGUCUUCUAUAGCAGUUCAACUGUUUCUGCAUUACUGUCACCUUGAUUGUAGUAAUUGUCUGGCUGAGUUAGUCUGGUGUCUGCCUCUUCACCAGUGAAAUAAUAAUGGAUUUUAGAAAUAAUUGUAAUGAUAUUAUUAAUAAAUGUCUUAC